Monopterus albus (swamp eel) is the source of this 505-nucleotide messenger RNA. RefSeq names its product trace amine-associated receptor 4-like. Gene Ontology annotation, biological process: G protein-coupled receptor signaling pathway. Gene Ontology annotation, cellular component: membrane. The record is from RefSeq and is a predicted model, not a curated record. The annotation marks the transcript as partial. Gene Ontology annotation, molecular function: trace-amine receptor activity. The transcript is spliced from 2 exons. Lineage: Eukaryota; Metazoa; Chordata; Actinopteri; Synbranchiformes; Synbranchidae.
AUGACAGGAACUUUGGUCAGGAAGCUGCCAGAGUUAAGCAUCUUCUCCUCUCUGGUGAUGGAGACCUCGGAGGAAACUGAACUCUGCUUUCCACAGCUCCUCAAUGCCUCCUGUGUGAAGCCAAAGCGUCCUCACUUUGAAACCAUACUGACCGACAGUGUGCUGUACUCCAUCUCUCUGCUCACUGCGCUUCUCAACCUGCUAGUCAUCAUCUCUGUCUCCCACUUCAAGCAGCUCCACACCCCCACCAACAUCCUCAUCCUCUCUCUGGCCAUCUCUGAUUUCUUUAUAGGCCUUCUAAUGUUGUUUCAAAUUGUAAUUUUAGAUGGCUGCUGGUACCUCGGUGAACUCAUGUGUGCUGUGAAUCAGUAUUUAGUAGCCACUAUUGCUUCUACCUCAGCUGGAGCCAUGGUGCUCAUAUCUAUUGACCGCUAUGUGGCUAUUUGUGACCCUCUGCAUUACUCCACCAAAAUCACUUAUGAAAGCAGCCAGGACUCUUGGAAUU